AUGGAAACCGCGUUCCGCGACAAGACGGCGAUCGUCACCGGUGCGGGCCACGGCUUUGGCCGGGCCAUUGCUCAUGCCUUCGCCGUCCGGGGCGCGUGGGUCUUCGGCUGCGACAUCAACGAGGACGCGCUCGCCGUGACCGCGCGCGAGGCCCCGGCCGGCGACAGGCUGAGUGUGGGGCGGCUCGAUGUCACGGACCGCGCCGCCGUUCGAACCUACGUCGAUGCGGCCCAGGCGCGAACCGGCGCCGUCGAUAUCCUCGUCAACAAUGCCGGCGGGGUGCUCGGCCUAGUCGGGCAGCCCAUCGAGGCGGUCGCCGCCGAGGACUGGCAGGCGCUCGUCGAUGUCAACAUGACCGCCGUUUUCACCAUGGCGCAAGCGGUCGCCGCCGCGAUGAAGGCGAAGGGGUCGGGCCGCGUGGUCAACAUCUCGAGCGGCGCCGGGCUGCGCUACAGCCUGACCGGCAUUCAAGCCUACGCUGCGGCCAAGGCCGGGCAGAUCGGCCUCACCCGCCAGCUCGCGUUCGAGCUGGGACCUUACGGCAUCACCGUGAACAGCAUCGCCCCCGGCUUCGUCCGCUCCAACCCGGCGAGCGAGCGUCAGUGGCACGCGAUGAAGGCCGAAGGUCAGGCUGCGCUGAUCGAGAGCAUGGCGACCCGGCGCCUCGGCUCGGUGGACGACAUCGUCCAUGCCGUCCUCUUCUUCGCGUCCGGGCAGUCGGGCUGGAUCACCGGCCAGACCCUCUCCGUGGACGGGGGGCGGCUGUGA
Geodia barretti is the source of this 768-nucleotide messenger RNA. Lineage: Eukaryota; Metazoa; Porifera; Demospongiae; Tetractinellida; Geodiidae. The record is from the annotation of a GenBank genome assembly.